Molecule: messenger RNA, 3007 nt
Organism: Drosophila willistoni
Lineage: Eukaryota; Metazoa; Arthropoda; Insecta; Diptera; Drosophilidae
Gene: heix
Product: ubiA prenyltransferase domain-containing protein 1 homolog
Exons: 2
Coding region: 575-1654 (359 amino acids)
Biological process (GO): vitamin K biosynthetic process; menaquinone biosynthetic process
Cellular component (GO): endoplasmic reticulum; Golgi membrane
Molecular function (GO): prenyltransferase activity
Source: RefSeq, a predicted model, not a curated record
AAUUCAGUAGUGCCAGCACGAAUAUAUCGAAGACGAAAGAGACACGAAACAAGUGAAAUUUCAAUCAAUUUAAGAUUUAAGAUGUCCAACUAGGAAUCUUUCAGGAUUAUUUUAUAAAAUAAUCUAGCUUAAACAGAGCUGGUCAAGGAAUAAGGACACUGUUCUAUCAAGGGAGAAAGUCUGAAAGAGAAAGAUAGACCGAGUGAGAGUGAGAGCGGCAAGUAACGAGAAAUUUUUUGGAGCCUUCUGUUGGGUGAAAUUUUUGUAUGUCCGCCACCCCUUUCCUCCCCCUGCUGCCAACAUCACCCACCCGCACUCAAGAUGCUGUAUAUUAGCAAUUAUUGAAGGCACACAACCGGCAAAAACGGCAAAAUUUAUGCUUUUGUAAACAAAUAAAAAUAUAUAUAGAUAUAUAUAUAUAUAUUUAAAACAACAAUAACAACAAAAACAACAAAACGGUGGCAACUAUUCACGCCGAAACAAGGUCAAAUUUUUUAUACAUCGCAAAAUUCUAAACAACAAAUUUCAUUUAACACAACGUGCUGCUACAACUAGUUUCACUUUGUUGCUUGCAAUGGAAACAAGUCAGUCCCCAGCGAGCGAGAAUCCUCUCCAGCAGCAGCAGCAGUAUCAGGAGGAUGAGGAUGAGGAUCACCUACUGAAGGCAAAUGGCAAAGUCCAAACAAAUGGUAAAUCUGGCAGGGGAACGAGUACAGGAUCUGGAACAUCCAUGCCACCAGCGACGUUUAUGAAAUUAAAAACCUAUUUACUCGCCCUAAGACCAUGGUCAUUAUCGGCCAGCUUAGUGCCCACUUUGCUCGGUUCCGCUUUGGCCUAUCGUUCGCAAUGGUCAGCGGAAUUCUCACUAGUCACCUUCUUCCUCACCGCCUUCACUGUGGUCACCGUUCAUUGCGCUGGCAAUGUGGUUAAUACAUAUUUCGACUUCAUCAAAGGCAUUGAUAAACAAAAGGCUGAUGAUCGCACACUCGUCGAUCACAUACUCACCAAGGAUGAGGUCGUUUCCUUAGGCGCCAUCCUAUACUUGGCUGGUUGUGGAGGAUUCGUAUUCCUGGCUGUGCUUAGUCCAGCUAAAAUGGAACAUUUGGCUUUAAUAUACUUUGGCGGACUGUCAUCGAGUUUUUUGUAUACGGGUGGAAUUGGUUUCAAAUACAUUGCUCUGGGCGAUUUGGUGAUCUUGAUACUUUUCGGACCCAUUUCGGUGCUAUUUGCGUUUAUGUCACAAACAGGACAUGUGGAUUGGACAACGAUGGGCUAUGCCAUUCCAUUGGCUCUCAAUACGGAGGCGAUACUGCAUAGCAACAAUACGAGGGAUGCGGAAAAUGAUCAGAGAGCUGGCAUUGUGACAUUGGCCAUACUGAUCGGACGUACUGCCUCGCAUGUGCUUUAUGCCAUGCUUCUCUUCACACCGUAUUCAAUAUUCUUUAUAUUCGGUUUAAAGUAUUCAAUAUGGUUCCUGUUGCCAUUGAUAACAUUGCCGCAGGCAUUUCAAAUUGAGAAACGUUUUCGUAACGAUUAUACGAUGCAUUUGGUGCCGCGUCAGACGGCUAAACUGAAUUUCUUCUUUGGCAUCCUCUAUAUUGUGGCCUGCUGCUGUGCCCAACAGUUGCCCACAUUUGUGUGGCGUAAGCAUUAGAUUAAUACUGAUGAGAAAACCAAUCGAUCCAAUGUAUGUAUAUGUAGAAAAGUUUGCAACAUUUUUAGGGAAUUAUGUAUAUGCAUAUCGAUGUAUACAUUUUGUAUGUAAAUUAGUUAUUAGUCGGUUAAAUUGUGUGUGCGAAAAUGCUGUCUGUGUUUUGUGUGUGCGUUUGUUGUAUGCUUUUCCUUCUCGCCUAGUCUCAAAAUGAAUAGAAAAUCUGAACUGAACUGAAUGAUAAACAUAUCCUACUCAAUCUACUCAGUUUAAUUUAAUCCUACAUACUACCCACAUUAUUUAUUUCACCCCUAAACUUUAAACCACUCGAUGUAAUAAGUAUAUUGAAUUGUUGAUGAUGCCAAUUGGAGGAAAUAUGUUUAUAAAUAUUCUUGAACUAAUUUCUUUAUGCUUGAGAAUUCUCAAUUCAGUUUGAUUUAAUUGCAAAUGUUUCUUCAAAUUCACUUAAAGUGAUUAAUUUAUUUAUAUGUGUUAUCAACAAUUCAAAUAAUCUGCAAACUCUUCCUCUCGCGCUUUGGAAUAAUGGACCAAGAUCGUGUGCAACAAUAAUAAAAAACAACAAAAUAUUUAUACAUACAUAUUAAUUAUAUCAUCUAAAGGCUUAGGUAUACACACACAUAUAACUCAUACAUAUACACACACAUACAAAUACAUAUAUACAUAGCUAAAGUUAAUGUUAUCUAAAGUUUAAACAAGUUACUUAAGUUUUGGUCAAUCAAACAAAACAAAACAAAAAAACAAAUUACUUUAUAGAAAUGCUUAAGAAAAUGAAAAUGAAAACUGUGUGUCAAGAACUGGCUUUGCUUAUUUGUUUAACAAUUGUUAGUGUUUUUACAUAUUUACACACAAAACACACACACACCUCUAUACAAACAUUAUUCACAUACAUUUAGGGCUCAAGAGUGAGAAUAACACAUAAAACACAAAUAAAACAAAUAAAGGGAGGAAAAAAAUUGCAAAUUUUUUUAAACAAAAAAAGAAGAGAUAUAUAUAUAGAAUAUACACAUAGUAUAUACACAUAUAUAUAUAUACUUAUAUCAAUUGUUUUCCAAGACAACAAAAAAAUGAAUUACUUAUGCAUAUAAACAACAGAAUAGCUUUAACAAAAAAAGAAAAGAAAAACAAAAAUCAUAAGCAAAAAAAAAAAAAAUGAAUAUCAAUGCGCGCAUUCAUUUAACAACAAUUGUGUUAGCUCUUAUUAUUAAUAAUAUUUUUUAAGCUUCAUUUGUCAUUGUAAUUUUUGGGUACAAAAUGUGUAUUUUAUUGUGUAGAGAGCAAAAAAAAAAUAUAUGGAAAUGCUUCUUGUUGUUUGCUGAACUGAAUGGAAAGAUAAAA